Trypanosoma grayi is the source of this 1446-nucleotide messenger RNA. Its product is annotated as lanosterol 14-alpha-demethylase. The record is from RefSeq and is a predicted model, not a curated record. NCBI's taxonomy places the organism in Eukaryota, Euglenozoa, Kinetoplastea, Trypanosomatida, Trypanosomatidae. Gene Ontology annotation, biological process: sterol metabolic process. Gene Ontology annotation, molecular function: oxidoreductase activity, acting on paired donors, with incorporation or reduction of molecular oxygen; heme binding; monooxygenase activity. The transcript has a single exon. The coding region runs from base 1 to 1446 and encodes 481 amino acids.
AUGAUUCUUGAAGCCAUUGUGUUCAUCCUUACAGCCCUCGCGCUGUACACUGUGUACUUCAUCAAGUCUUUCAACACCACCCGCCCAACGGACCCCCCGGUGUACCCUGUGAAGGUGCCAUUCCUGGGCCACAUCGUGCCGUUUGGAAAAGAUCCGCUUGGCUUCAUGCAGAAGUGCAAGCGUGAACUUAAAUCCGGCGUCUUCACAAUGAACAUUGUGGGGAAGCGUGUGACUAUUGUUGGCGACCCACGUGAGCACAGCCGUUUCUUCCUUCCGCGCAAUGAGAUACUUUCGCCGCGUGAGGUGUACAGCUUCAUGGUGCCUGUGUUCGGCGAGGGCGUCGCGUACGCUGCGCCGUACCCGCGAAUGCGGGAACAGCUUAACUUCCUCGCGGAGGAGCUGACAAUCGCCAAGUUCCAAAACUUUGUUCCGGCGAUUCAACACGAGGUUCGAAAAUUCAUGGCGGAGAACUGGAACAAGGAUGAGGGCGAAAUUAAUAUCCUCGAGGAUUGCAGUGCCAUGAUCAUUAACACUGCUUGUCAAUGUCUUUUCGGCGAGGAUCUCCGCAAGCGUCUCGACGCUCGGCAGUUUGCACAACUUCUUGCAAAGAUGGAAAGCAGUUUGAUACCUGCGGCCGUGUUCGUGCCAUGGGUGCUAAGGCUACCGUUGCCGCAUUCCGCCCGCUGCCGUGAGGCACGUGCGGAGUUGCAGAGAAUUUUGAGUGAAAUCAUCGUUGCCCGCGAGAAAGAAGAGGCGAACAAGGACAACAACACUUCUGAUCUUCUGGCUGGCCUUCUUAAAGCAGUUUAUCGCGACGGCACACCUAUGUCACUCCACGAAGUGUGCGGCAUGAUUGUUGCCGCCAUGUUCGCUGGCCAACACACCUCGACCAUCACGACUACGUGGUCAAUGCUGCAUCUUAUGCAUCCCAAGAACAAGAAGCACCUCGACAAACUUCACGAGGAGAUUGACGAGUUCCCUGCGCAGCUGAACUAUGACAACGUCAUGGACGAGAUGCCAUUUGCCGAGCGGUGCGCCCGGGAGUCAAUUCGCCGUGACCCCCCGCUCAUCAUGCUCAUGCGCAAAGUGAUGGUGGACGUCAAGGUCGGCCCCUACGUUGUCCCUAAGGGUGACAUUAUUGGCUGCUCGCCAUUACUUUCACACCAUGACGAGGAUGCCUUCCCCAAUCCACGCGAGUGGAACCCAGAACGCCAAGAACAGAUAGAGGGCGCUUUCGUCGGAUUUGGUGCUGGCGUGCACAAAUGUAUUGGGCAGAAAUUUGGGCUUUUGCAGGUCAAAACAGUCCUCGCCACAGCCUUCCGCGAAUACGACUUCCAGCUGCUCCAAGACGAGGUACCGGAUCCCGAUUAUCACACGAUGGUUGUGGGCCCAACUCUUAGCCAAUGCCGUGUGAAGUACAUCCGUAAGAAGAAGGCUUCAACAUAA